Messenger RNA from Bacidia gigantensis, 549 nucleotides. RefSeq lists its product as uncharacterized. Lineage: Eukaryota; Fungi; Ascomycota; Lecanoromycetes; Lecanorales; Ramalinaceae. The coding region runs from base 1 to 549 and encodes 182 amino acids. The transcript has a single exon. The record is from RefSeq and is a predicted model, not a curated record.
AUGGCAAAGAACACACUUUUUAUGCAGCUGAUCCUGAGAGAAGUUGCAGAUGUCCUGAAGCUGUCAUUAGGAGACACCAGUCGUUCUACAUCCAUGCGGAUCCAAGCCGAAAACGCGUGUCGAUCGUCCCGAAAUUGGGACAAAAAUAUGCUGAAGGCGUAUCCCACUCAAAAGAACGUCAAGCUUGGAUCCGAGGCCCUCGAAAAGCUUACUCACGAAAAUGACGUUCUAGCCAGCCACGACAUCGAGAGGUCUGUGAAAGCCCAACAGAUUGUCGCCAAGGUGUCUAGGUGGUCUCAAUUCGGCCUUCCACCAAAGACCCAUAUCAGUGAUAUGAGACAAGCCAUUGUGGCUAUGCAAAUGCGCCACGCAUUGGAGGAAGAGAAAGUCACUGGGCUCAAAGCCAGGAGAAUCACCCUUCCCUAUCUGCUCUGGUUGCACUGGACCAACAAACAGAAGAUAAGGACGCUAGUUGAAAACAAGAAGUUCUUCUUCACAGCUGCGGAACCUUGCCUUUGGGGGCUCCAGAGAAUAGAUGAAUUGAGAUAA